Messenger RNA from Suncus etruscus (white-toothed pygmy shrew), 2002 nucleotides. RefSeq names its product leucine rich repeat containing 14 (gene LRRC14). Gene Ontology annotation, molecular function: kinase binding. The coding region runs from base 143 to 1624 and encodes 493 amino acids. Lineage: Eukaryota; Metazoa; Chordata; Mammalia; Eulipotyphla; Soricidae. Gene Ontology annotation, cellular component: cytoplasm. The record is from RefSeq and is a predicted model, not a curated record. The transcript has 3 exons.
GGCCUGUCCACUUCUCCGAGACCCUGCUGGAGUGCUCCAAGCAGUUGGGGUGGGGGCUAACGCAAGUCGUGGUUCACGGUCUCUCCUCCCCGCUGAAGUGUCCUUCCCUCCCUGCAGGUGGCUGCCCACCCGGACCAGCACCAUGCACAGUCUGAUGUUCCUGAGCACGCGGCAGGUGCUCCAGUGCCAGCCGGCCGCCUGCGAGGCCCUGCGGCUGCUGCCGCGCGAGCUCUUCCCGCUGUUGUUCAAGGUGGCCUUCAUGGACAAGAAGACGGUCGUGCUUCGGGAGCUGGUGCACACGUGGCCCUUCCCGCUGCUCAGUUUUCAGCAGCUGCUGCGGGACUGCAACCACUGUAGCCGGGCACUGAUACAAGAGAGGCCCAGCAUGGAGAGCAUGCAGGCUGUGAUCCUGGGUCUGACUGCCCGGCUCCACGGCCCUGAGACCGAGGCUGGUGUGCAGCCCCUGUGCAGGAAGCAUGCACUGCGGGUGCUGGACAUGACGGGCCUUAUGGAUGAUGGGGUGGAGCAGGAUCCAGGCACCAUGAACAUGUGGGACUUCAUUGCUACUGUGACCCGCACCUUCGUCACCCAACAGCAAGGUGGCACAGAAGGGCCCGGGCUGUCCCCUGUGCCCGUGGAAGUGCGCGUGGACCUGCGGGUGAACCGUGCCUCCUAUUCCUUCCUACGGGAGGUGCUACGCAGCAGUGUGGAUAGCCCGCUGCGGCUCUGCUGCCGCGACCUGCGGGCUGAGGACCUGCCCAUGCGCAACACGGUGGCCCUGCUGCAGCUCCUGGACGCGGGCUGCCUGCGCCGCGUGGACCUGCGCUUCAACAACCUGGGCCUGCGUGGCCUGUCGGUCAUCAUCCCGCACGUGGCCCGCUUCCAGCAGCUGGCCAGCCUGCGGCUUCACUACGUCCACGGGGACUCCCGGCAACCCUCCGUGGAUGGUGAGGACAACUUUCGCUACUUCUUGGCCCAGAUGGGCCGCUUCACAUGUCUGCGGGAGCUCAGCAUGGGCUCCUCGCUCCUCUCGGGGAAGCUGGGCCAAUUGCUCAGUACCCUGCAGAGCCCCUUGGAGAGCUUGGAGCUGGCCUUCUGUGCCCUGCUGCCUGAGGACCUGCACUUCCUGGCGCAGAGCCCCCACGCCGUCCACCUCAAGAAGCUAGACUUGAGUGGCAAUGACUUGUCCAGUGGCCAACUGGAGCCCUUCCAAGACCUGCUGCGGGCAGCAGCUGCAACUCUGCUGCAUCUUGAGUUGACCGAGUGCCAACUGGCCGACACACAGCUGCUGGCCACCCUCCCUGCCCUGACCCGCUGUGCCAGUCUCCGUUACCUGGGCCUCUAUGGAAACCCGCUGUCCAUGGUUGGGCUCAAGGAGCUCCUGCGGGACUCCGUGUCUCAGGCCGAACUGCGCACCGUGGUGCACCCCUUCCCUGUGGACUGCUACGAGGGCCUCCCCUGGCCACCUCCUGCCUCUGUGCUCCUGGAGGCGUCCAUCAACGAGGAAAAGUUCGCCCGCGUGGAGGCUGAGCUGCACCAGCUACUGCUGGCCUCUGGCCGUGCCCACGUGCUAUGGACCACAGACAUCUAUGGGCGUCUGGCUGCCGACUACUUCAGCCUGUGACUGCCACUCUGGACAGUGUCUGCCUCCUGCACACCAAACAUCUUUCGUUUUCUUGUUCUGUUCUGCCCUGACUGUGAAAAGCCUUGGCCAUCUAGGGCCCUGCCUGAGACGCCUUCCUGAAACCUGGGCUUUGAGCCACGUUAUGACCCCAGAGGGCUCCUCUGGGCCCAGCUUCAGAGCAGGUGGCUGGGGAGUGGGUGUAGGGCCAACAGGGUCUGGCUUGUGGGGGUUGAUUCCCCCCUCUCAGGGGCUUUCCCUCCCAACUCCUUCCCUGGCACCUACACUCUUAGGCUCUCCGUUUCCUAGCAUCCACUGCACUGGUCUGGGCCUUUGGGACCAGAGUUGUAACUAGGUACCAACAUGCAGUUGUGUUUGGAA